Symbiodinium sp. CCMP2456 is the source of this 1137-nucleotide messenger RNA. The record is from the annotation of a GenBank genome assembly. Lineage: Eukaryota; Dinophyceae; Suessiales; Symbiodiniaceae.
GCUUGCACCAUGACUGUCUUCGGUCCUGACGAGCAGAUGCGGCUGCGGCUCUUCAUGGCCAACUGCGGGGAUUCACGUGCGGUGCUGUGCACCGGUGGUGGCACGGCGGUGCGUCUGACUGAGGACCACAAGCCCAACUUGCCGGCAGAGAAGAAGCGAAUCGAGGCUGCCGAUGGCGGCGUGGUGGAAGUCGCGGGAAUUUGGCGGGCAGUGCUUCCCCAGAAGAAGCGCAUCCUCAGCAAGAUCGCCGGCCUCGCUGUGUCGCGGAGUUUUGGCGACAAGGACUUCAAAGGCCCCGACAUCGUGAGCGCCGAGCCGGAGAUCACCGUACACGAGGCUGACCACGAGCGUCGCAAGCGCCAGCGCUUUUUGCAGGUAGAUUGGGAUGCCGACGAGUUUGUCAUCCUGGCCACGGAUGGCAUCUGGGAUGUCCUGUCCGACAAAGACUCCGUGGGCCUCGUCCGACAAAUCCUCCAGGAGGGCCUGUCGGAAACGAAAGCCGCCGAGGCCCUUGUCAAGCGGGCAAGGGAGAAGGAGAGUCAGGACGACUGUACAGCUUUGGUCGUUCGCUUUGCUUGGAAUUCGGCCAGUGCCGGUGCGAAAGCGCCAGCCGCCCCGGGCGAGGAGACGGAAGUGGGGAUGGGUGCAGACGAACCCAUGGAGGUGGGCGAAGAAGGCGAGGAGGAGCCCAUGGAAGAUGACGAAGGUGAGGAGGAGGCCUUUGCUGCCAUGGCAGCGGCCAUGGCUGCGCAACCUGGGGCAGUGCAGGGCCCGGGCGGCGAAGCAGAGGAAGACGCAGCUCCGGCACCCGAGGGCUCAUCGGCAGCGCAGCCACCGAAGGCGGAAACUAAGGACAUCUUCUCCCAAGCAGCAGAUGGCGAGGCCGAGGAAAUGGACGAGGAGGCGGCCGGCCUCAAGCGAUGGGACAAAGGUCAGCCUUCCGAUACCCCCUUGGCCUCGGAGCUCUUCGAGGGUCUUGGUCCAACCCGGGAGGAGCUUCAUGAGCAGGGUGCCGCCCCUAUCGGUCCAGCUCUUCUUGGAGGCUUGUUGAAAGAUGUCCGCGACGACAAAGAGAAAGAGGCUACUGAGGAGCCGCAGAAGGAAGCCGUGGACGCCGACAUGGAUAUGUUUGGGUAG